UUUGAAUCCAGCAUGAGGAGUGAAGCACGGAGACUGAGGACUUUUCGGCAAUGGCCAAGUACCUCACCUGUGUCUGCUCGAGACUUGGUCAAGGCUGGCUUUUUCUUUGUGGGGCCAAGAGAUGAAGUACAGUGUUUCUGCUGUGGUGGUGUCCUGAAGGACUGGGGCCCUGGUGACUGCCCAGUAGUAGAGCACCUGAAGUUCUUCCCUUCCUGUAAAUUCAUUUGUGGUGAGGAUGUUGGGAACCAGGAGAUGUUUCCACUUCAGGAAAUCUUUGACACUGUGGAUGGGCAGCUCCUCAGCCUUUUGCAGGGGAUAGACAGCGAGGAGACAGCCCUGCCCAACGAACCAGAAUACCCAGAGAUGGUAACAGAGGAGAUGAGACUGACUACGUUUCAGAACUGGCCGCAGUAUACUGACAUGCAUCCUGAGCAGCUGGCUAGAGCAGGAUUCUUUUACACAGGACAAGGUGAUACAGUGAGGUGUUUUUACUGUGAUGGGGGUGUGAGGAACUGGUCAUUUGGAGAUGAUCCUUGGAGGGAACAUGCCAAAUGGUAUCCAGGGUGUGAAUUUUUAUUGCGGUCACGGGGCAGAGAAUUUGUUAGCAGUGUUCAGGAGUCCUUUUCUACCACCCUGAUAUCUCCAGUGAAUUCCUGGGAUCAGACGGAACAAGAUUCCUCUGCUUCCCAAGAUCCUCUGAGGAAUUGGGAAUUGCAGGCUCUUCCUUCUCUGGAUCAGUUUACUGCAGUACAGAAUGUCCUGCAGAUGGGCUUUGACCCCACCUGGGUCGCUACCCUGGUGGAGAAUAAAUACUUGCUGACUGGGAAUUUCUACUUUACUGAGUCGGAAUUGAUUUCUAGUCUGCUUGAGCCAGACUGGGAAGAGAUCAGCAGUGCAGAGGGAAGCAGAAAGAUGGAAACAUCAAGUUCCAGAGAAGAGAGGCAACCUGUACAGCAAAAGGAAUCAGAUGGGUCUCGGAUGAGCACAGAAGAACAGCUCCGACGCCUGCAAGAGGAAAGGAUGUGCAAAGUGUGCAUGGACAGGGAUGUGUCUGUGGUGUUUGUUCCGUGUGGCCACCUGGUAGCUUGUGGAGAAUGUGCCCUCAAUUUGAGACUGUGUCCUAUCUGCAGAGCAGUCAUCCGGGGAAGUGUGAGAACUUUCAUGUCCUGA
Messenger RNA from Eurypyga helias (sunbittern), 1170 nucleotides. RefSeq names its product baculoviral IAP repeat containing 7 (gene BIRC7). Gene Ontology annotation, cellular component: cytoplasm; nucleus. The transcript has 7 exons. The record is from RefSeq and is a predicted model, not a curated record. Bases 13 to 1170 code for a protein of 385 amino acids. Gene Ontology annotation, molecular function: cysteine-type endopeptidase inhibitor activity involved in apoptotic process; ubiquitin protein ligase activity. Lineage: Eukaryota; Metazoa; Chordata; Aves; Eurypygiformes; Eurypygidae. Gene Ontology annotation, biological process: positive regulation of protein ubiquitination; regulation of cell cycle; negative regulation of apoptotic process.